CAACUGUGCAGCUGUCAGGAACCAUGACUGAAGAUGACCGAUUCGGUUGUCGUGGAGGGAUACGCCAGACUCAAAGACGGAAAAAAGUGGAAAACUAGGUGGAUCGUUCUUCGAAAGCCAUCGCCUGUAGCAGAUUGCCUCGUGUUGCUGGUUUUCAAAGACAAGUCGGACAAAGUCGACAGGAACAAGGAGCGCGCCAGCGUCACUCUGGAGGAGAUCUGCGGCCUUGAAAGCGGUCGGUGGUGCGAGGGCGCGUCCUUCACGCUGGCAAUUAUCUGCCUGACCCAGGCGGCUCUCCUGGGUUUCGACAACAAGGAGACUCUGCAGGCGUGGGAAGUCCGUCUGCGCUACAGCCUUGGAGAAGUUCACAGGUUCGGCGUCGGAGUCUUGGCGGGGACGAAGUUAGAAAGCGGACCAGCGACCCUCCACUUGUGCAACAACUUGCUAGCUCUCGUCCGGGACGCACCCCCCGUCGUCGUGGGCCACUGGAACCUUCCGGACCUGCGCAGAUAUGGGCCCGUACCAAAUGGAUUUGUAUUUGAGGGAGGAACACGCUGUGGUUACUGGGCUGGCGUUUUCCUGCUCACAUCUUCCGAGAGCGAGCAGAUAAGCUUUUUGUUUGACUGCAUUGUCCGAGGCGUCUCCCCUACCAAGGGCCCCUUCGGCCUGCAGCCCAUCCUGCCAGAUCCUAGCACCAGUCAGACCAAUUCUGAGGAGAGGCUGAACCAUGAGACGCGGGAACUGGAAAAGCGACUGAGUAUGCUCUCCAAUCGGAACAGCACAGCAUCGUCCAUGUACUGCGCGUCCCCUGGGGGCGACGACCGGAGCAUAUCUGGUUCCUCAGACACCUCAGACACUAGCCAAUCGGACGGCAGCGUUUCCAGCCGUUUAGCCAUUUGGACCGAAUCUGGCAGCAACCCCGUGGACAACAACGUUGUGGGCACCAAAGUGGCAAGUGUGGAAAAGCAGUUGGCCGACCAGGACUGCGGGAGUGGUUCGAGAGUCAAAGACCCUAGGCAGCUACAGGAAAUCGGUCGCCAGAGCUCCUUAGACAGCGGUAUUGCCACCGGUAGCCAUUCCUCUUACUCUGGAAGUUUCUCCUCAUACACAGGAAGUCUGGACAUUAGCGGUGGUGAUGACUUUGGGUCAGUUUUUAGCCUGCCUCCCCACUUGGCUCAAGACCUGAGCCCUUGUUCUUGCCCCAAUGUUUCAGGACACGAGUACAAAGUACCAACCUCCCUUAGGUAUGUGUACGAUACUCCCAAGAGUCUGGUACAGGAGUACCCUUGUUUAGCUAAGGACUCUCCUGACCCUGAAACCAAGGCUUUAAAAGGGGGAUCUGAGGGUCACCUCAAAACCACAGCAAGCUCACACAGCAGAAAAACAAGGGGGACAGCCUCUAGUGAGAGCCCAGAGUCCUGCACAACCAAAACCAUAGUGACCAUCUGCUCUGUAUGCGGUGGACUUCAGGGGACGACCCUUAACCCUGCAAGUGGUGCGGCGAAUCCCACGUUACCAGACAAAAGGCCCAGUGGCAGAGAGGAGCGGCGCAAAGCUGAUCCUGCUUAUGAGAUCAUGGAGAGCCGAGCAACAGAGAGAAACUCAGAGGUGGACGACAAACGCAAGUACGAACUGAUGCUCGGCUGCGGUCCGCAAAAGUUGCUCCAAGAGACGGAAGGGGCACCGUUGGCAUACCCCUCGGAGGCUUCACUCGCCGAAAGGCCUCGCGGCGACGGCGUGACGUACGUCAAUAUUCCAGUGAGUCCCACAUCCAAGAAGCAGCUCAACUACAUGGAGCUGGAACUGCAGGAACCUGGCACCCGGGGAACUGUUGUACCGGUGCCUGCACAGAGUAAAGGGAAGGGUUCAAGCAAAUACGCCCAGAUUGACAUCACUGCCACAGAGACCGCUCACAAGGUGGGUACCCAGCAUGCUCUGGGUCGCCAGGAGGGCCUGCAUACUCUGGAGCGGAGAAGGAAGGGGACGCCGCAUUGACCUCAAGGACCAGACAAGCAAACAGCAAAAAAGCCUCAUUUUACAAGUACUGCUGUUUUCAGAAUUUGGAGUCGAGAGUUUGUACUAUUAUUCCUAAUACUGUGUGCAGAUGUAAUCAUUUCUACUUAAAAUAAUCUAAAAUUGUUUUUUUUUUUUUUAUAUCUGUAAAUAGAUCAUAUUCCUGUGAUAUUGAUGUGGUUUGCUAAACAUAACCCCUCCAUACAUGUACAGUACAAUACAGUACAUCUAUGAGCGAAAUACAAGGCUGCCAUUUCUUGUUUUGUAAAAUGAUGAUUUUUAACGACACCGCUGCUUCCUCCUGUACGUGUUCCAUCUUUCACCCUCGUGAACAUCACCUGGAUACAAAA
Molecule: messenger RNA, 2363 nt
Organism: Phycodurus eques (leafy seadragon)
Lineage: Eukaryota; Metazoa; Chordata; Actinopteri; Syngnathiformes; Syngnathidae
Product: protein Dok-7-like
Exons: 12
Coding region: 34-1995 (653 amino acids)
Biological process (GO): positive regulation of protein tyrosine kinase activity; neuromuscular junction development
Molecular function (GO): protein kinase binding
Source: RefSeq, a predicted model, not a curated record